CGGGGUCGGAGCGUGCAGCCGCCGCAGCCCAGCUCGGCCCGGCCGCGCUCGGGGGGAGCCGCGGCCGAGCGGGGCCAUGCGGGGCCGGGCUCCGCUCCGCUCCCUCCCGCUCCUGCUGCUCCUGCUGCUGGGCUCGGCCGCAGAAACUCCUCCCUAUUUACCAGCCCCCAAAAAUGUGGAGGUUUAUUCCUACAACUUCCAGAGUUUGCUGAGGUGGUCUCCUGUUCCAGUGGAGAAUGGCACAGUGUUAUACACAGCCCAGUACAGAACAGGGUCCUGGAGUGCCUGGGAUGAGAUGGGCUGUACAAGGACCCCCCAGCCCCAGUGCUGGUUCCCCCCCGAGCUGCAGCGGCGGCGGCGCUGGACGAUCCUGCUGCGGGUGCGCGGCGAGCUGGGCACGCUGGCAUCGGCCUGGGCACACUGCCCUGCCUUCGUGGCAGAGAGAAACACCACUCUGGGCCCCCCCAGGGUGAACAGUGUCAGUGCCAGCCCUGGCUCUCUGCUCAUCAGUGUCAGCCCCCCCUUCGCCCCUGAGCCUGGGGACAUCCUCCAGUACCUCGUGUCCUACUGGGAGAACAGCACCAGUGCCACAGAAAAGCAGAAGCUAAGUGAAAGCAAGACACUAUUCCAAAUUGGAAAUCUCAAGGAGUCAACACUUUAUUGCUUCAGGGUUCAAGUGCAGCUGAGGAUUUACUCAGGUCACCUGUUGGAAGGGCAGCCAAGUGCCCCAGAGUGUCACAGAACUGCCCUCAGUGAGGCAACCCGAGCUGGGUACAUCAUCCCCCUGUUUGUCCUGGCCUUGGUGGUUGCCAAUCUGGUGGCAGCUGCUUUGCUGAUCCUGUGGAAAAACCGCGAAAAAAUCAAAUACUGGGCUCAGCCCCCUCUGGAAAUCCCAUCCCACUUCAAGGAGUUCCUGAGGGACCCUGGCUCGGCUGGCCUGGAGGAGCUGUGCAGUCCUGCUGAGGAGGAGCCCCAGGCCCUUGUGCUGGGAGAGGGACCUGGCCAGGAGGGUGAGGAUCCUUCACCCAACACCUCCAGGGACAGGGCAGCCACUGCAGGGCCACCCCAGUGAGUGCCACCUGCCCAGGGCUGUCCAGAGGCUGCUGCCAGGACAGUCCUGAACACAGAGGAACAGAGCCUGGGAUCACAGGAGAAUCCUCAACACAGAGCCUGGGAUCAUAGGACAAUCCUGGACAUGAACCCCUGGGAUCACAGGACAGUCCUGACCACAGAGCCUGGGAUCAUAGGACAAUCCUGAACAUGUAUCCCUGGGAUCACAGGACCAUCCCUGGGAUUACAGGACAAUCUCUGGGAUCACAGAACAAUUCCCUGGGAUUACAGGACAAUCUCUGGGAUCACAGGACAAUCCCUUGGGAUCACAGGACCUCCCUGGGAUCACAGGACCACCCUGAACCCAGACCCUGAUGCUCCAGGGGCCUCUGCCCAGCUCCCCCAGCUCCUCACUGUGCCGGAAGCACUGGGAAGAGGGAAGGUGGAAGGGAAGGAACACUAAGUUGCCUGGAGCCAGGUGGAUGAAAGGGGUGAAUUCCCACCCCAGUUUGGAAGAAUAACUGCACUUUAUUGAUGUGGGGUGACCUGGGAUUUUUCAGGGUGUGAAUUCCAUUUACACUGCUUGGUUUCUGUUGGCAGUAACACUCCCAUCAGACCCACCCCAGUCUGCUUUCCUGAUUCAUUUUAAGUACAGGACAAACUAAAAAGGAGUUUGUGGGUACUUUCCUGGGGUGAAGCUGUGCCAAGAGCCCCUCCCAGAGAGAUCUGCUCUUAUCUGCCUCCUCCCACCCUGCUGAAGCUGCAAUCUGCUGCUGCAGCCAGGCAGGGCCCUGCACACAUCAAAGGACCUGAGAGGAAUUUUACUCUGAGUUUUUCCAACGUGUUUCAGUCCCUGUCAGACACUAAAACCUCUUGCUGAGCACCAGCAGAAGAGAAGUUGACUGAGAGUUUUAGUGCCUUAAAGCAGAAGAGCCCAAGUUAAACCCCCCAUCAGCCCCUGUGGGGUCUGGAGUGUCCAAUAAAGCACAAAGAACAAGUGAACCUCUUCUGUACUAAAAAAUUGGGUUAUUUGAUUUUUUUUCCCUGGGUUUCAUAUGAAUUGUUAAAAAAAAAACAAUAAAAAU
Molecule: messenger RNA, 2135 nt
Organism: Camarhynchus parvulus
Lineage: Eukaryota; Metazoa; Chordata; Aves; Passeriformes; Thraupidae
Gene: IFNGR2
Product: interferon gamma receptor 2
Exons: 7
Coding region: 77-1072 (331 amino acids)
Molecular function (GO): protein binding
Source: RefSeq, a predicted model, not a curated record